Molecule: messenger RNA, 1551 nt
Organism: Carcharodon carcharias (great white shark)
Lineage: Eukaryota; Metazoa; Chordata; Chondrichthyes; Lamniformes; Lamnidae
Gene: hdc
Product: histidine decarboxylase
Exons: 12
Coding region: 1-1551 (516 amino acids)
Biological process (GO): L-histidine catabolic process; histamine biosynthetic process
Molecular function (GO): pyridoxal phosphate binding; histidine decarboxylase activity
Source: RefSeq, a predicted model, not a curated record
AUGGACUUAGAGGAAUAUCGCAGACACGGGAAGGAACUGGUGGAUUAUAUCGCCAAGUACCUCAGUACUCUCAGAGAACGUCACAUUUACCCUGAUGUAAAACCUGGAUACAUGCGGGACCUUCUCCCAGUCAGUCCCCCACAGGAGGGUGAGAGCUGGAGCAGCAUCUUUGAGGACAUUGAAAGGGUCAUCAUGCCUGGGGUAGUUCACUGGCAGAGCCCUCACAUGCAUGCCUAUUUCCCUGCUCUCACGUCAUGGCCAUCUCUACUUGGGGACAUGUUGGCAGAUGCUAUUAACUGUUUGGGAUUCACUUGGGCUUCGAGUCCAGCCUGCACUGAGCUCGAGAUAACUGUGAUGGAUUGGUUGGCUGCUAUGUUGGGCCUUCCUGAUUACUACUUGCAUCAUCACCCAGGCAGCCAAGGUGGUGGAGUCCUGCAGAGCACAGCCAGUGAGUCCACAUUAAUCGCUUUAUUGACUGCAAGAAAAGCCAAGAUCAUGGAGAUGAAAUCCACUGAUUCUAACCUGGAUGAUUCUGUCCUCAACUCCCGACUUGUUGCUUAUGCUUCUGACCAGGCUCAUUCCUCGAUAGAGAAAGGCGGACUGAUCACAUUGGUGAAAAUUCGGUUCCUUGAGACUGAUGAGGAUUUCAGCCUACGAGGUGAGACUCUGAGCCAAGCCUUGGAAGAAGAUCGAAGAUUAGGACUUGUUCCAUUCUUUCUCUGUGCCACACUCGGUACCACCGCUGUGUGCGCUUUUGAUUGCUUGACCGAGAUCGGACCUGUUUGUGCCAGUGAGGGGCUGUGGCUUCACAUCGAUGCAGCAUAUGCAGGAACUGCCUUCCUGUGUCCUGAAUUCCGAAAUUUUCUUCAGGGUAUCGAAUAUUCCGAUUCCUUCGUCUUUAACCCCUCCAAGUGGAUGAUGGUUCACUUUGACUGCACAGCGUUCUGGGUGAAAGAUAAAUGGAAAUUACAGCAAACCUUCAGUGUUAACCCUGUGUAUCUCCAACAUGCCAACUCAGGAGCUGCCAUUGACUUCAUGAACUGGCAAAUACCUUUGAGCCGCAAGUUUAGAUCUUUAAAACUCUGGUUUGUUAUUCGCUCUUUUGGAGUAGAGAAACUCCAGGCACAUGUCAGAUAUGGUACAGAGAUGGCCAAGUUUUUCGAGUCCUUGGUUCGAAGUGAUUCUAAUUUUGAAGUCCCAGCAAAGAGACACCUUGGACUGAUAACUUUUCGUUUGAAGGGACCAAACAGAUUGACGGAAGAGCUACUGACAGACCUCACUCAGUCGGGCACCAUGUACCUGGUACCAGCCAUCAUCUGUAAGAAGUUCAUCAUUCGUUUCACUGUCACAUCUCAGUUCACAAUCAGAGAAGACAUCCUGCGAGACUGGGAAAUAAUUCAGCAAAGUGCAGUCAAAAUUCUACUGAAUCACUCAAAAUAUCAGAAUGGCUUUUUCAACAAUAGGAGGGAAAGUGUGCUGGAGAAAAUGCAGUCAAAUUGUAACAGUGUUGGAGCUAAGGCUCUGGUGAAAGAAAAAACACCACAAAGCUAA